Elaeis guineensis (African oil palm) is the source of this 924-nucleotide messenger RNA. RefSeq names its product dehydration-responsive element-binding protein 2F. Gene Ontology annotation, biological process: response to stress; positive regulation of DNA-templated transcription. Gene Ontology annotation, cellular component: nucleus. Gene Ontology annotation, molecular function: transcription cis-regulatory region binding; DNA-binding transcription factor activity. The record is from RefSeq and is a predicted model, not a curated record. NCBI's taxonomy places the organism in Eukaryota, Viridiplantae, Streptophyta, Magnoliopsida, Arecales, Arecaceae.
AUGGAUAACCUGAGAAAAUCCCCUUUGAAGCCAUGGAAGAAAGGCCCCACAAGAGGCAAGGGAGGCCCCCAGAACGCCUCCUGCGAGUACCGUGGAGUGAGGCAGAGGACAUGGGGCAAAUGGGUGGCCGAGAUCAGGGAGCCCAAGAAGCGCACCAGGCUCUGGCUUGGCUCCUUCUCCACUGCUCAGGAGGCCGCCAUGGCCUAUGACGAGGCUGCCCGCCGGCUCUACGGCCCUGAUGCCUACCUCAACCUGCCCCACCUCCGUUCCGACAUCAAUUCCGCCAUCACUGGCAAGCAACCGCAUAGGUUCAAAUGGUUCCCUUCCAAGAACUUCACGUCCAUGAUCCCCUCUUAUGGCCUUCUUAACCUCGAUGCUCAACACAACGUUCAUAUCAUCCAUCAAAAGCUUCAAGAGUUCAAGAACUCAAGAUUCUCUUCUUCUUCUUCUUAUUCUUCUGUGUCUUCCUCCUCUUCUUCUUCUUCUUCUUCUUCUUCUUGUCCUAGUUUGUCUCAGAGUUUGGAACCACUACCGGCGGGCACAGUUGAGAAAACUCUGUGGGAAAACUCUAACAUGAGAGUGGAAGAAGCGGGUGUCACACCACUUGAGAGGAAUCUAUUGAAUCAAGCAGAGAAGCCUCAGAUUGAUCUGAAGGAGUUCCUUCAGCAGCUAGGUGUGCUUAAAGAAGAGAAGAGUCAACUGGCGGCCGAUGAGGGUGCCGAAAGCUUGGCAAUGGUCGUUCCCACACAGGAAAGCAGUGGGGUUGCUUCGGAGAUGCUCAGUUUUGACGAGGGUAACUUCGAUUGGGACACGUUGGUUGAGAUGCGGGCUUUGGAGGACCACUUGGUCAUCGAGGAUGGCGGGUUGCCUGUCGACAAUAUGCAUGAAGAGCUAAGCUUGCCUGUCUCCAUAUGGGAUCUCUGA